Symbiodinium sp. CCMP2456 is the source of this 3243-nucleotide messenger RNA. Lineage: Eukaryota; Dinophyceae; Suessiales; Symbiodiniaceae. The record is from the annotation of a GenBank genome assembly.
AUGCCAGAGCUACCCAAACCCACUGGCAACACCGGCCUUGCCUACAUAAUCAAUGCUGCAGUUUCGGAUGAAGAGAUGACUGUGAUGUUCUCAAACAAACAGACACAUUCGCUGAUUGAGUCUGUUGAUACAGGCAGGGGAGAAGGGAAGCCAGUUCCAGUGCUGCCUCUACACAAGCUCCUCCCAAGUUGGCUCCCACAUGUCGAUUAUUUGAAGAUUGACACGCAGGGCCAUGAACUGAAGGUCUUGCGUGGAUGCCUGAAGCUCUUCGAAGAGGCCCGCUGCCGCUACAUUAGCUUCGAGUUCAGCCCACUGCUUAUGAGACAUGCGAAGUCUGGCGAUCCUCUCGUGUUGCUGAAGCUUCUGCCGAGUAUGGGCGCGCUCUGCUACACUGCAAGCGCUCCGCAUGAACACCUGCGUCCAGGAGCGGCCUGGCCUUUGGAGGAGUGGUUCCGGCUGCUGGAGACCGGAAGCUGGCUAGGCUACAAGGGCAUCGUCAAGGGUGGCUUCGGGGCUUGGGUAGAUCUCUUGUGCACCUGGCCGGUCACGACACUGCGCAACCCGAAGACCACGGCGAAGUGGACCGCCAACAGAACUGUGAGAGAACUCAUGCUGGACCACCAGUGCCCAGACAAAGUCAAGUACAACCUCAGCGAGGACGACAGAUCUGCUUUGGAGCGUACCAGGAUGAGUAGUGCGGAGAUGGGCCGCUUUGGCAUCUUCGAUGACUUGCAGGCAUGCUUUGAGCGGAACUCUAAGAUGCCGGGCUUUCUGGAAAAGUCCGGCGCGGGCCAGUUUGUGAUAGACAUUGGCGUUGGAUGGGAGGCCAAAGAGAUGAGACUGGCAGUCCAGAACGGCUUCACGGUCUUUGCUUUUGAGAUGCUCCCUGGGAACAUACAGGAGAUGAAAGAACUGGUUAUAGGCGACUCCCGGUUUCAUUUUGUGGAGCUCCGGAAGGACGGGGAUCGAUGGGUACUACCAGAGCUGCCCAAAGCCACUGGCAGCACUGGCAUUGCCUACGUCAUCAAUGCUGCAGUCUGGGACGAGGAGACGACGGUGACGUUUCCGGAGAGUCUGAAACGCUCUCACACGGAGUCGGUAACGACUGGGCGGAACGAGGGAAGGCCUAUUCCAGUCUUGCCUCUACACAAGCUCCUUCCGAAGUGGCUACCGCACGUGGAUUACAUGAGGAUCGAGACCCAAGGGCACGAGCUGAAGGUCUUGCGUGGCUGCGAGAGAGUGUUGCGGGAGCCUCACAGUCGCUAUAUACAGUUCGUUUUUGCUCCCUGGCUCAUAAAGCGAGCUCAGACUGGAGAUCUUAUGGAGUUGCUUCGGUUCCUGCCGGGCAUGGGAGCGCUAUGCUACACAGCGAGUUCACCGAAGCUGCAUCUUCGACCUGGAGCUCCCUGGCCACUGCGGGACUGGCUCAAGCUCCUGGAUGAAGGCAACUUUACUGGCUACAACCGCCCUGUUGGGAUGAAAGACCACUACAAAAUGUGGAUGUAUGGACCCUGGGUGGACAUCCUCUGCUACUGGCCGAUCACUUCCUCGAGCCUUGAGGAACCGACCACAAGCCAAAGCAGCUUUGGUCUGGAGGUGACACCACCCGGCGAGCAGAAUCUGCAGCAGGUGUUGUUGCAGAAACCACCUAUGACUCAGCCGCAGGCACUCUUUGCAAACAGCAUGAGUGUUUGGGCUGGUGUCCUUCCUCUCAUCUUCGGAUGGUGUAUCCUUGUCGCGCUACGCUGCCUCCGGCUGCGGCGAGUGGCUCCCUUUGACGGCCGGCCGGCAGCGAUGACGGACCUCAGCGGCCCUGAGCUCCUCGCAGCGGUCGCCAGGGCCGAGACUGCGGCCGAAGAGGCUGAGGAGCGGGCCAGGGAUCUUCGCGCCGAAAGUGAUCGCCUGCGUGCGGAACUCGCCCGUCGAUCUCCUUCGGAGCUCUUGGCGGCUGGCGAGCGCAGUCUCGAUGACCGCGAAUGGGCUUUGAAGCGCGAGUGGACGGAUCAGCCCUUCCAAGAAGGGCCGGAAAAGAAUCGCGAGCGUCUCGAGGCGUUCGAGGCAACGCUCGUGGAACGCCUGCAGAGGUCGUGUGGCAAAGCUUUGCAGCUCCGUCCCAGUUCAGAGAAGGGCCAGAUCAGUGCCGAUGAACACACCGACGUCCUAGCUUCAGCGCUGCAGCCGUUGAUCCACUCGGGCAGAUCGCUGGAAGAGAUCAAAGCGGCGGUUUUCCAAGACCCAGAGGUGCUUGGCACGGCACUUGAUAUCGUCGGGGCCUACCUGAAGAAUUAUGAGACGGAUUUGCAAGCCAUGUUUCCUUGCGCCGGUGUGCGGAGGGCUUUCUCCAGCAAAGGCUAUCGAGUGAAGAGAGUGCGAUAUCCAUGGAAGGAGGAGCUCAUGCGAGACUCCUGGAGCUUUCUCAAGCAGGAUAUGAUCGCGCACUUCCGGCAGAUGCCUGAGAGGGACUCCACAGUGCACAUCCGUGCAGACCCGUGGCCGAGGUUCACGAUGAAGGAGUUUCUCGCAGAGAAGGGCCUUCUGCCCGCGGUGAUCACGAAGUACGGGCCAAACCGGAAGGUCACCUUCAACAAGGCUGAGAUGGAACGGAUAGCUUUCGACGAGCCCGAAGGACACGUGUCGCACCUGUUCAAAGGCCGGCUCUUCCGUAUCCACGUGGGCCAAUGGAUAGAGGAAUGUGUGGUGAAGGACUUGCAAGCCCAUCCGGUGGAGCAGGAGCUGUACUUUGUGCGCUUCGAACGGCAUGUGCCUGGGAACAUGACAGUGGUACCGAUUCCGGUGUCGAUCUCAGGUCUCUGGGGAUGCCCCGGCUACCGGAAGGGCGGCCACGUGGAAGUGGCCUUGCCGACCGUUCUUUGCGAGGUGGUUGGUGAGCGGAUACCUCCUCCGCUAAUCGUCGAUGUCAGCAACCUUCAUCUCGAAGAUCCUUUCGGCAAGAUCACCCUUAGAGACAUGCUUGCCCUUCUUCCCAAGGACGGAACAGUGCGUUUCGCGCGAGACUACAGCAUGGACGAAGAAGUGGUCACGUGUUAUGACCCGAAGGCUCUUGGUGAAGUUCCUCUGCCACACGAUUGGCAAGAUCCGAACUUCGACCACCGUGGGGGUCGCUACCACUUGACGUACACCGGCUUCUGGCCCAAGCAGACGACGCGGGUUGACAAAGCUGGAGCCGUGGUUGAAACAGUGCUUCCGUACUGCCGGGCUCGUGGUGGCCUUUGGCAAAUCAAG